CUGUCCGCGGGCCAAGUGUCGGGAGCCCAUUGGUUUGCGCGAGUCUCGCUGACUUUACUUUACGACUGACCUCCCCCAGACUAAAGCGCAGUAGCUGCUCUAAUCAAAUCUUGGCGUUCGCUCUCAUCUCUCUCUCUGGUUCUCGCUCGCUCCCGUUCUCGCGCGUAUCUGUGACCUGUGGUAUAUGAGCUGACUCGAGAGUUAUUGUCUACUCUGAUCCAGUCGUCCAUGGAGGAAAGUGGAUCGUACAAUCUAGGGUUCCGAUUGGAUAUAAAGCAGAUACUAUUAGAAGCCCAGCAUCGGUGGCUGAGACCUGCUGAAAUUUGUGAAAUCCUGAGAAACUACGAAAAGUUUCAUAUUUCCCCAGAGGCUCCAAAUAAACCAGUCAGUGGUUCUGUUUUUCUUUUUGAUCGUAAAGUGUUAAGGUACUUCCGCAAGGAUGGGCAUAAUUGGAGAAAGAAAAAGGACGGUAAGACUGUUAAGGAAGCGCAUGAGAAGCUGAAGGUUGGAAGUGUUGAUAUGCUGCAUUGUUACUAUGCACAUGGAGAGGAUAAUGAAAAUUUUCAAAGGCGCAGCUACUGGUUGCUUGAGCAGGAUCUCAUGCACAUUGUGUUUGUCCACUAUUUGGAAGUCAAGGGUAAUAAGACAAACCUCGGCGGCGUCAGAAACAAUGACAGAGUCGUAUCAAAUUCAGAAAAUGAAAGCUCAUUGUCUUCCAGUUUUCGUGGAACAAGCCCAACCAGCACCUUGUCGUCUGCAUACGAAGAUGCCGAAUCUGAGGGUAAUCACCAAGCAAGUUCCAGAUUUCAUUCAUAUCCAGAGUCUCCAUUGACUGAUGAUAAUCAUUCUGCCCAAUCAAGCUCUUAUAAUCAGCUUUUUAAUCCAGGAAAUCAAAAUGUCCCUGCCUUGAAUUAUGCAUCACUUUUGCGGGGGAACAGAGAUGGAGAUUUUGGUGGAGACAGUCUUGUAUGUGGGGCUCAAGAGACAGGUGAUUUUGCAUUAUGGCAAGAAGUUCUUGGAAACCCCACUACAGGAGAGAUUGCUUACAAACCAGAAACUGGGUUUUCUCUGCCUGUCCAGGCCAAUAGGCAGGCUCUCAACAGUUUGUUUGAGGAGAAAUCUCUUUCCUCAGAUCAAGGGAAUGAUGCAGGGCCAUUUUACUCAUAUCCUGAGCAGAAAGGCCAGUCUGGGGAAAACAACCUUCAAAUGCUCCUCUCUGAUGCAGAAGCUGGAAAUGUAAUGAACCCAAAUAUGGAGAAUGUUAUGGCAGCAAUAGGGAACGAGAACUAUUCUUUCCUCCUGAAGAAGCCUCUGAUUGGUGGUUUGCAAACAGAAGAAAGCUUGAAGAAAGUUGAUAGCUUCUCCCGGUGGAUGGCUAAAGAACUUGGAGAAGCUGAUGGAUUAGAUAUGCAGUCAAGUAAUGGAAUUUCUUGGAGUAUAAUAGGGAAUGAGUAUGACUCCAAUAUGUCAGCUCAACUGCAAGUCGAUACACACACCCUGAAUCCUUCUAUUUCCCAGGACCAGCUUUUUAGCAUUAUUGAUUUUUCACCUAACUGGGCUUACUCAAACCUGGACACCAAGGUCCUUAUCACUGGAACAUUCCUGAAGAGUGAAGAAGAGUUGUCCAAUUGCAGAUGGUCUAUUAUGUUUGGAGAAGUGGAGGUUCCAGCACAGGUUUUGGCAGAUGGGAUUCUUUGCUGCCGUGCGCCACUCCACAACCCUGGUCUUAUUCCAUUCUAUGUAACUUGUUCCAACAGAUUGGCCUGCAGUGAAAUACGCGAAUUUGAAUAUAGAUUUGGACCUGACCAAAAUGCUGAUGCUGUUGAUGUCCAUGGAGAUAGUGCAAUUCUGAUGCAUCUCUAUCAAAGAUUUGAGACAAUAUUGUCCCUGGAGCCCGUAGGCAGUCCUGUAAGUUCCGCAAAAAAUGACCUUGAGAAACAAAGCUUAGUCAACAAAAUCAUUUCGUUGAUGGAGGAGAAUAACCCAGAGUCCAAGCUAACUCCCAACGAUGACACAUCACAUCUGAAGGUGAUCGGGGAGCUGCUCCUCAAAAAGCAGCUGAGGCAGAUAUUUUACUCGUGGCUUCUUCACAGAGUAACUGAAGAUGGCAAGGGGCUUACAGUUAUUGAUGAAGGAGGUCAAAGUGUGUUGCACUUAGCUGCUGCUCUUGGUUUUAAUUGGGCCUUCCAGCCGAUUAUAGUAUCAGGUGUUAGUAUAGAUUUUCGUGAUGUAAAUGGUUGGACAGCACUUCAUUGGGCAGCAUUUUAUGGCAGGGAGGACACAGUUGCUGCCCUUGUGUCUCUGGGUGCAGCUCCAGGAGCACUUACAGAUCCAUCUGCUGAAUAUCCACGGGGUAGAUCUCCUUCUCACCUGGCUUCUUCCCGUGGACAUAAGGGCAUAUCUGGUUUUCUUGCUGAGACUGCCUUGACCACGCAUCUCUCAUCUCUUAAAGUGAAUGAUGACUGUACCAAAGAAGUGUCUGGGCUGAAAGGAAUAUUGACAGUCUCAGAACGCUCAGCGGUACCAACAACUGAAGAGGACGUUCCGGAUACACUCUCACUCAAGGAUUCACUUGCUGCAGUCUGUAAUGCUACACAAGCAGCAGCUCGUAUUCACCAAAUUUUCCGUGUUCAGUCGUUUCAGAGGAAGCAGCUUAUCGAACAGGAUUCUGAUGAAUUGCUGACUCCAGAUGAGCAUGCUAUUUCUCUUCUAGCUGCUAAAGCAUCCAGGUUCAAUCAUUCUGAUGGUGUAGUCAAUGCUGCUGCGCUACAGAUACAAAAGAAGUAUCGUGGCUGGAAGAAGCGGAAAGAAUUUCUGCUAAUUCGACAAAAAAUCGUUAAAAUCCAGGCUCAUGUAAGGGGACAUCAGGCCAGGAAAAAAUAUAAACCUAUUAUCUGGUCAGUGGGGAUAUUGGAGAAGGUGAUUUUGCGCUGGAGACGUAAAGGAAGUGGAUUGCGUGGAUUCAGAUCCGAUGCAGUCCAAAAAGGCCCCGAUACACCUAGCCUCAUGCCGCCACAGGAAGAUGAUUAUGACUUUCUGAAGGAAGGAAGAAAACAAACUGAAGAACGGAUGCAUAAAGAACUUGCUAGGGUGAAGUCCAUGGCUCAAUAUCCUGAAGCACGAGCUCAGUACCGUAGGCUGCUAACUGCUGCACAAGGUUUUCGUGAAACUAAGCAUGAUGCUUCAGAUGUGAUCCCAGACAACAUGGAGGACAUGAUUUACCCAGAGGAAGAUCUACUUGAUGUUGCAAGUCUGUUGGAUGAUGAUACUUUCAUGUCUCUGACGUUCCAAUGAGCUUUCAAGUUUCUCGUCUACAUUAGAUACAUACACCUAGCUACUGACUCUAGCUUAUUCUUACCAUAAAAGCAUCUUACAAGUUUUUAACUUCCCUUUGUAUAUAUUUUGUGCAUGCACACAGAUUACCAGACCUUGCAGAAUGCUUAUAAUGAUAUUUCCCAUUGCUUAACAAGGAUGCAUCUGCAAGUGUUAUGCUGCCCUGAGUUUCCAGUCUUUUUAUAUUAACAGUUCAGUACUUUUGAAGAUAUCUAAUCACUUGAGUAAA
Messenger RNA from Sesamum indicum (sesame), 3562 nucleotides. Its product is annotated as Calmodulin-binding transcription activator protein with CG-1 and Ankyrin domain. The record is from RefSeq and is a predicted model, not a curated record. Gene Ontology annotation, biological process: regulation of transcription by RNA polymerase II. Gene Ontology annotation, cellular component: nucleus. Lineage: Eukaryota; Viridiplantae; Streptophyta; Magnoliopsida; Lamiales; Pedaliaceae. Gene Ontology annotation, molecular function: transcription coregulator activity; protein binding; double-stranded DNA binding.